GCUAAAACACCGUUUUUUGAACGUAUUACAUCAUCCCAUACUUGCAGAAAAAAUAGCAUUUGCCUAUAAAUCACAGUCUUAGUAAUGACGUAAAUGACGUUAUGAUAACUUAAUGACCCUGCAAUUUCUUUUUAGAAAUCCGCAUCCGCAACUCGCAAUUGCAAAACCCCCGCAAUUUCCGCAGCCCUACCCCGUACACAUUCCAAAAUGCCUUAUUUUAAGCGCCAAACGGGGUUAUCGGGAUCCUGGGAGUUAAGGGAUUAAUCCCGCGGUUUCCUGUCCGUCGAUCUUUUGAAAAAAUCCCUUUACCCAAUUCACUUGCGAAUUAAUUUGGGUGAUUUUUCGAUGUCCGGAAAUCGAACGCUAGAAAUCUGGGCCCCAAGAUUUUUCGAAAAGUUCGGUCCAAAGAAAAAUUGAUAUCGAGUUUUAUGCCCAAAAUCCAACCGGAUCUCAGAAUUACAAAAAUUUGGCAACUAACUUUCUUAAUAAUUUUGGCACUCAACUUUACAGUGCCCAGAUUCCCUGAACUAAUUAUCAAAUUAUUUAGACUAAUUAUGGGUAACGCCCUUCCAAGAAUUCCAUUCAACGAAGUUAAUUUGGUGCCAGGAAAUGUUCUCAUUGAAAUUGACAAAAAAUAUAAAAACGAAGCUCGCAGUAGAGACACGGGUCAGAGGGCUAGUAUGGACGAUCUUAUUCUUGGAAGAGUUGUUCGUAUAGCUGAAGCAUCAACGUUUAAUCAAGGCGGGGCUAUGCUAAUUGGCCAUCUUAAAGUGGGAGACGAGGUUUGGGUUCGCGGACGCAAAGGCUAUCCUAUUGAGGUCGAUGAAGGUGUUCGCCUCUUUGUUUUCAAUGAAUGGGAUGUUGCUAUUAAUUUGGGCAGUGGAGGUGUAUCGUCUGAUCAACCUCCAACGUAUAGUGAAAAAAUGAUGCCAUAUUAAAGAUUUAUUUGAAUCAGCUAAUUUUUUAGGCUUUUUAAAUUUGCUUGAUAAAUUAUUGAAAAUGUUAUAGGUAGGGUUGCCAUUUUCGUUCGAGCCGACGUUCGAUACUUUUUUUCGAGCUUUUCGAGUCGCUCAAUCUUUCGAGUUUCGGGUCGAGCGAGCUGGCAACCCUAGUUAUGGGUUAAAAUAUUUAAUUCUUGCUAUUUUAAUCUACACACACUAUUUAAAUUUUUUGU
This is a messenger RNA of Meloidogyne enterolobii, 1174 nucleotides long. Lineage: Eukaryota; Metazoa; Nematoda; Chromadorea; Rhabditida; Meloidogynidae. The record is from the annotation of a GenBank genome assembly.